GGAGGAGGAGUCUAGGGGCGUGGGACACAGACAAAGAACACACACACACACACUAACGGACACACACACACUAACACGGGGAGAGAGCAGAGGACUUUUCUGUACACACAGUGGAUUUUACACAUGUGGAAUAUAUUUCUUACUUGGAGCUUUGCUGGAGGAGGCCUGUGUGUUCGUGUGUCAGUUAGUGUGUAGUAUAGUGUGCUUACAUUAGUGUGUUUGUGUGAGUGUCUGUGUGAGAGCAUGUGUGAGUGUGUUAUGUUGAGUGUGUAGAAGCAUAUGUGUGCGUAACAGCCUGGCCCCGGAUGGAAAGGGGUGUAGCUGGCUACCCAGAGGUCUUAGCUCCCAGCCAUGGGGGGCUGCCAGAGUCACCCCUCUGCUGCGGAGACACACAAAGUACCCCAGCCCUCUGACAUCACCAAACUGUAAGUAUCUCUCCCCUUCCCCUCUCUCAAUCUAUCCAUUCCCUCCUCUCUCUCCAUCUCCUCCACUCUCUUUUUUCCCCCUUCCCUCUUCUCUCUCCUCAUCCCUCUCUCUAGUUAUUCUAUGCUAGUUCAGAUUAGACUGGAUUUGUUUGUAGGGAGAUUGAACUCAGUUAGUUAGUUAGUUAGAACGCUCAAGAUCUGAACUGAGGUGGAGAGAGAAAAGCGGGGGAUAGAGCAAGAGACUUAGGGACUGACAAAAAGAGAGAGACGGCUACUGGACAUGGUAAACUGAGGAAUGUUCUCUUUAUAAGGACGUGUGUGUGGCACAUAUUUGUCUGAUAACAUCAACGGAUAUGGAUUCCUUUACUGAGGCAAGAAGCAGGGACGACGGGAUUGUGGUUUAAAAAGUGUUUAAGAAGAGAUGGUGUGUGCUUUAAAAAAUGUCAUGAAUAGAUAGAUGGCUUGUGUCUCUGUGUUUGAACAAAUAGCCAGUUAUGCUGGGCUUACUGUUUGCUUCGUCCACAGAGCGCAGUGAAACGUUAACAAACACACAAGUGAGAGAGCAGGCUCACAGUGGAGUUUGUUUACCUAUAAACACACCACCUACUUUGGGUUCAUUUGCGUGUGUGUGUACAGGUGGUUGGUAGAGAGGGUGGUCUAAAUGAAGGGACAAUUGUGCAGAGUAGAAUAGGGAGGAAGUUUAGUUAACAGUUCCCUCAGCGUGGUGAAACCAGCCUGAUUGCUGUAUUCACCGCUAGUUCAUUGAUUCCCAGUGUGACCUCCCCUCUAUCUGUACCAUCCCCAGAUGCUGUUUAAAAGCAAUUAUGAAGAUUCCUACAUACUUUGUCCUGACCUUAACCCUAACCUCCCUCUGUCAUCGUUCAUUCGCUCACUCUUUCUUGCGCUCUCUGUCUCUCUCUCUCUCUCUCUCUCUCAUUCUCCUGUGGACAAAGACCAUUCUGUUUUGCCAAUAGGACACAGGCAAACCAAAGCAACCCCAGCAGGGACUGAAACUCCUCAUAGAGAACAGAAUGUUUCUGUUAUCAGUGUAACAAAGUCACACACACACUUUCUCAAAUACACACACAGAUAUCAAGGUUGAAAGUAUUACAGUUGCUUUCACUUCACUGACGGUGUGGUGAUAUAGUCAGUGGAAAACAUUGACAGUGUGGCGUAAUGUAGUACAGUGGAAAACUGGGACCUGCUUUGCAUGAAGUCAAAUCUCCAGUCCCUGGUUUAGACUCUCUAGGACAGACACACCAACAGACAUACUGACCAAUAUCACAAUACAUUUCAUGUGUCUGUGGUUAUAAUGCAUUAUAACAAAGUAUUACCCCUCUCACUUUAUCAUCUCCGCAGCCCGCCCCUCAUUUCUGAUUUGUUAUGCUGAACAGGCACUUCCGUAACGACCAGACACAUAGCUUUUUAACCUCAUUACACAGGCACAUAAUUAAUUUGCUUUAUCACCCAUGAGCACCGGAGAUAACCCAGCUAGCACAUUUACACUGAACAAAAAUAUAAAUGCAACAUGCACCAAUUUCAAAGAUUUUACUGAGCUACAGUUCACAUAAGGAAAUCAUACAAUUUAAAUGAAUUCAUUAGGCCCUAAACUAUGGAUUUCAUAUGACUAGGAAUACAGAUAUGCAUCUGUUGGUCACAGACACCUUAAAAAAAAGGUAUGGGCGUGGAUCAGAAAACCAGUCAGUAUCUGGUGUGACCACCACACCUCGUUCGCAUAGAGUUGAUCAGGCUGUUGAUUGUGGCAUAUGGAAUGUUGUCCCACUCCUCUUUAAUGGCUGUGCAAAGUUGCUGGAUAUUAGCGGGAACUGGAACACGUUGUCGUACACGUUGAUCCAGAGCAUCCCAAACAUGCUCAAUGAGUGACAUGUCUGAACUAGGACAUUUUCAGCUUCCAGGAAUUGUGUACAGAUCCUUGUGACAUGGGGCUGUGCAUUAUCAUGCUGAAACAUGAGGUGAUGGCGGCGGAUGAAUGGCACGACAAUAGGCCUCAGGAUCUCGUCACGGUAUCUCUGUGCAUUGAAAUUGCCAUCAAUAAAAUACAAUUGUGUUCGUUGUUUGUAGCUUAUGCCUGCCCAUACCAUAACACCACCACCACCAUGGGGCAGUCUGUUCACAAUGUUGACAUCAGCAAACCGCUCGCCUACACGACGCCACGUCUGUCAUCUGCCCAGUACAGUUGAAACCGGGAUUCAUCCGUGAAAGAGCACACUUCUCCAGUGUGCCAGUGGCCAUUGAAGGUGAGCAUUUAACCUAAGCUAGCAGUGUUAUUAAACGUGUUAUUGAAAUCUUCAGUGAAAGUUAAGGAAGUUAUUUAAAAACCUUCAAAUAACCAAUCAUUUCCAUUCUCUGAAGUCGGUUACGACGGCAAACUGCAAUCAGGUCAAGACCCUGGUGAGGACGACAAGCACGCAGAUGAGCUUCCCUGGGACAGUUUCUGACAGUUUGUGCAGAAAUUCUUCGGUUGUGCAAACCCACAGUUUCAUCAGCUGUCCGGGUGACUGCUCUCAGACGAUCCCGCAGGGGGAAAAGUUGGAUGUGGAGGUCCUGGGCUGGUGUGGUUACACGUGGUCUGCAGUUGUGAGACAGAUUGGACAUACUGCCAAAAUCUCUAAAAGGAUAUUGGAGGUGGCUUAUGGUAGAGAAAUUAACAUUAAAUUAUCUGGCAACAGCUCUGGUGGACAUUCCUGCAGUCAGCAUGCCAAUUGUACGCUUCCUCAAAACUUGAGACAUCUGUGUUUGAUAAUGCUGUUUAAUCAGCUCAUUGAUAUGCCAUACCUGUCAGGUGGAUGGGUUAUCUUGGCAAAGGAGAAAUGCUCACUAACAGGGCUGUAAACAAAAUUUGAGAGAAAUAUGCUUUUUGUGCGUAUGGAACAUCUCUGGGAUGUUUUAUUGCAGCUCAUGAAACAUUGGAACCAACACUUUACAUGCGUCUAUAUUUUUGGUCAGUGUAGUUCCUUGUAAGUUGUGAGAACACACGUUUUUGGUUUACCAUUGGUUCUGGUAACAAAGCCAUACGUUUCCUGACCGGUAAAACAAACGUUUUUUUAAACGUUCUGAGAACGGAAGUGAACAUUUUGCCUGUUCUGGGAGUACCUUUUUUUAGGUUGCAGGUAGGUUCUGAGAAUGUUUUACUACGGUAAACUGGGAGGUUUUAUGAACAUUCUGAGAAUGGAAAUCAUUGGUUAUUUGAAGGUUUUUAGAUAACUUCCUUAACUUUCACUGAAGGUUUCAAUAAGACUUUUAAUAACACUGCUAGCUUAGGUUAACUGUUUUAAACUCCAAGCACAGAAUAGGACACAUUGAAAUUAAUUUGCUUAGGCAUUUUAUUGUGGCAUCGUGUCAGUGAGAUUCACACCUAUGAUCUUCUAUUCUCUAUCCAUUGAACUGGUCCACCGUGCCACUGAGAUGGAGCUAGUGUUUUUUUUAAUUUUUAUAUUCAUACAAAGCUUUAUUUACACCUGAACAAUAUAUAGAAAAUAGAGAGACGCUGAGAACGGAAGGUAUAUGUUUUUAAAUAACAUUCUUAGAACAUUCUUUGAACGUUACUAAUGUUUUGUUGUUUUUUAUGGAACGUUUUCUUAAUGUUCUGAGAACAUUACUUUAAAUAGAACUAUGAGGAAACCUGUAUGAAAUGUUAUGCUGAAGUACUGAAAUUCCCACAGAAGAACGUUGUUUCUUAACGUUCUCUGAACUAUUUGAGAACAUUUCCAAUGUCAAACCAGUUGGAGAACGUCCCUAGAACAUUGCUAAAAUUGACAAAUCUAACCAUGUUUGAACUUUUAGGAGACAUUCUGUUAAAUUUAAUGAAAUACCAAAAAAAUAAUGUUUUUUUUUGUCAAGUUCCUUAAAUGUGCUGAGAAUGUUCCAUAGCCAAGCAACUAUCCUGCACCAUUCCCAGAAAGUUGUGGUAAAGGUUGUAUGCAAAAUAACCAUAGGACAACCACGCUCUCACCAAGCUCUAAGAAACAUGUGGUUCUCAGAACGUUAUAUACUAGCUGGGCUCAUUGUACUACCACAUGCAUGAAUAUAUACCAAAUGUGGGAAUGUGUAUUUCAUACAUACUGAUACACACACUGGCUGAGAUAGAAUAUUCCCAAAGUUCUGUAUGAUAUUCCUCACCUCAAAACCUCCAGUUUACAGUGUGGACUCCCUAGUCCACCAGAGAGCAGCUGUACUCCUAAAUCCUGCAGUUCAUUGUUACUCAGAUCCAGCUCUAUCAGGUGUGAGAGAUUUGACCUCAGAGCUGAAGCCAGAGAAGCAAAGCCUUCCGCUGUGACAUCACAACUCUUCAGCCUGCAGUGGGAGAGAAAAGUUUACAUCUCAGCUCUACACGCAACUGGACAUAUGAAGGACCCAUUUAUAUUUUCGAACCUAUUAGUUUUAAUGGCAUAUUUGAACGAUGUCAUUACUUCAGUGUUUCGGUUUACAGUGUGGAUUCCCCAGUUGAACAGAGAGCAGCUCCAGUCCUGCAUCCUGCAGUUUAAUAUCACUCAGGCACAGCUCUCAGAGUUUGAGCUGAGAACUGAACUCAACAUAUCACAGCAUCUCUGUGAGAUUACAUCCUUUCUGCCUGAAUAAGGAACAAAGAAGUGACAGAUUGGGUCAAAAAUAUAUUAUUACUGAUGAAAUGGGAGAGAACAACCAUUAAAAUAUAAAAUAAAGACAAAGUUACAAAUAUUAAUCAUAAAUCGGAUAGCUUGGUCACACCUAAAUAUUGUGUAGAUUAUUCUGAAACAGUUAAGUGUACUAACAAAUGAGUUAAUACAUACUGUAAGGUAGUGUGUACACUUAUUACCGGGACACCAGUCCAGUUAUUGGACAAACUGGUUUUCUAAGAAGACCUGACUUAUGAGUUAUUUUAGUUAUAACUCUAUAAGACUACAAUUAGAAAAAUAAUCGUAAAUGUAUUAAUCUGAAGGUAUGAAGUAGUUGAGAAUCAAUUGGAGUUCUUUACCAGAAUAUGUUAUGUGCUACCUGGGAAGAGACUGCAGCAAAAGCUGUGUGUGUGUGUGCAGUAAACCAGAGAGUCCAGACUACGAACUGUGCAAUCUGAUGACUGCAGCUGGAGCAGUGAAACAUGCACACUUAAAUACUGACACACACACACACACACACACACACACUUUAACUGUGUGUGUUAUAUUGUUUAGGGGAGAUAAUAACAAUGAGCUGGUGAUGGAGGAGCGUCCCUACCUGCAGCAGCAGUAUGUCUCUGAGAGGAUCACACACACCGAUAUGACCGCCCUCACCGCCCUGCCACCCGGACUGGACCAGGCUGAGUGGCUCGCCAGCAACAGUCAGUACACAAACACACACACAUAAACACAUGUAAGCGUGCUCUCACACACAAAAAUCACACAAAGACCAGACAUUGGGAAUUCAGAAAUGGGGGAGCCCUAUUUUGGAGGGUUAGGAUUAGGGUUAAACCAGGGUUAAACAUAAAGCGAGUUAGGUUUAUGCCAAGAUUAGAGUUGUGGUUGAGGUUAGGGUUGAACCAGGAUGUGGACAUGAAGCUAGGGUUAGGGUUGAACCAGGAUGUGGACAUGAAGCUAGGGUUAGGGUUGAGGUUAGGAUUGAACCAGGAUGUGGACAUGAAGCUAGGGUUAGGGUUGAGGUUAGGGUUGAACCAGGAUGUGGACAUGAAGCUAGGGUUACUUUACGGUUACGCCAAGAUAAGAGUUAGGGUUAAUUUGGUAUAUCCCUAAUCCCAAUAUUGCAUGUGUAGAUUAAUUGGUAGAGCAUGGCGCUUGUAACGCCAGGGUAGUGGGUUCGAUCCCCGGGACCACCCAUACGUAAAAAUGUAUGCACACAUGACUGUAAGUCGCUUUGGAUAAAAGCGUCUGCUACAUGGCAUUAUUAUUAUUAUUAUUAUUAUGACUAUAACCUAAACGGCUUCUCUCUCUCUCUCUCUCUCUCUAGCGGUAGCGUUCUUUAAGCAUAUUAACCUGUUCUCCAGUGCUCUUUCUGAGUUAUGUACUCCUACCACCUGUCCUACAGCCUGUGGACCAGAUAACACGUAAGUCACACUCAAACACACACACACACACAUGUUAAUAUUCCCACUCAUGCAGACACACCCUUCUGCUCCCUCAAUGUGUGUAUGUGUAGGGUGUAUACAUGGACAGAUGAUCAGGGGAAGAAGUUAAAGUGUUCCGCUCCUCUCUACUUUGACUAUGCCAUGUCCUACAUCCAGGACCUACUGACAGAUGAAGACGUCUUCCCCACCAGAGCAGGUACACACACACACAAUGUAUAGUAAAUGAACACAAGUGCUGCAGACAUUCACUGCCCUACUGAUCAUCAACCAAUGACUACAACAUAACAAACCAACUAAUCUAUCAGUCAAUAAAAUACUCAACCCUUCUCCCCUUUCAUUCCCUCUCCCCACAACCUUACACAUCAUGCUCUGCCUCCUCACUCUUCCCCCUCCCUCUCUUAUCCCCAACACCUCUCUCCAUCCUAUCCUCCCAUUCUUUCUCUCCUCCCCUCCUUCCGUCACCAGGGUCAGUUUUCCCAGCAGGCUUUGUGUUCUUGGUCCAGAAGGUGUUUCUGUUGUUGUUCCGUGUUCUGGCUCAUAUCUACUGGAGUCACUACAGAGAGGCCCUAGUUCUGGGACUCCACCCCCACCUCAACACGCUGUUCACACACCUCACACACUUCAGCCUGCAACACGACCUGCUGGAGGCAGAACACACACAACCUCUACAGGACCUGAUCAUCGCUCUGGGACAGCACAGCCUCACCUGACACACACACACACACGCACCUUCACAGAUGUACACACACGCAUGUACGUACAUACACACACACAACACACACACACACACAGCUUCAUUGCAUUUAGAGAGACAGACUCAGCGACUCUGUGUAUAAACUGUGAGUUAACCUUUUACUGCAGUGGGCUAAAUCAGGGUCACAGAGUGUUUCUUGGUAGUCUUAAAAUAAUCUUCUUU
This is a messenger RNA of Coregonus sp. 'balchen', 7399 nucleotides long. Lineage: Eukaryota; Metazoa; Chordata; Actinopteri; Salmoniformes; Salmonidae. The record is from the annotation of a GenBank genome assembly.